Penicillium canescens is the source of this 945-nucleotide messenger RNA. RefSeq lists its product as uncharacterized. The transcript is spliced from 3 exons. Bases 1 to 945 code for a protein of 314 amino acids. NCBI's taxonomy places the organism in Eukaryota, Fungi, Ascomycota, Eurotiomycetes, Eurotiales, Aspergillaceae. The record is from RefSeq and is a predicted model, not a curated record.
AUGACCCAAGUCGAACUCAACCAGUCCCUCUUCGCCGAGGCAAAAGACAAAACAGUCCUAAUAACCGGCGCAGCACGCGGCAUCGGUGCGGCAACAGCAACGCUCUUCAACGCAAAAGGUGCAAACGUCGUCUUAGCAGAUCUAUCCCAAUUCCGCACAGAAGCAGAAGAAGUAAUCAGAACACAACUGGCCCGCCCAGACCGAGCGGCCUUUCUUCCUGCUAAUAUCGUUGACUGGACUGAAUUGACGGAAUGUUUCGAGAAGACAAUUGCCCGCUUUGGCGAGCUUGAUAUUGUCGUUGCUAAUGCUGGAAUUAUGGAAUCUAGACCUGUUCUAGAUUUGGACGCUGUUGAUGGGAAUGGAAGGCUUCUCGAGAGUGAGGAGGCUGGGAGGGUUAUUGAUAUUAAUCUGAAGGGGACUUUGAAUACACUUCGACUGGGACUACACUAUAUGAAAGCACCCACGCCUACAGAUACUGCGGCUGAGCCAUCACCCCAACCCCGAAAAUCAAUCCUCCUCGUCGCAUCAACGUCAAGCUACUUCGGCGGGACAGGAGUAACAGCCUACAUAGCCUCCAAACAUGGCGUUCUAGGUCUUCUACGCGCAUGUCAACCAACAGCACAGAGGUACGGAGUACGAGUCAAUGCAAUCGCGCCAUUCUUUACGCCGACCUAUAUCACUGCCGGUUUUGCGCAGAGAUGGGAUGAGGUGGGCUUGGAGAAGAAUACUCCUGAUCGAGUUGCUGAGGCUAUUGCGCUUGUUGCGUUGGAUGGGGAGAGGUGGGGGGAUUGUGUUAUGGUCGCUGGUAGGUAUUUGCGAGAGCUCGAAGGCGCAAGGACGAAGUUAUUUCCUAAAUGGCUUGGGGAAGAUGUUGCUGAGUUUUUGGGUCGGGCUAUGCGGUUUUUCGUGAGUAUUGGGGGCUAUGUCUUGCCCUCAAAGUAUUAG